Onthophagus taurus is the source of this 2486-nucleotide messenger RNA. RefSeq names its product orthopedia (gene otp). The record is from RefSeq and is a predicted model, not a curated record. Gene Ontology annotation, molecular function: DNA-binding transcription factor activity, RNA polymerase II-specific; DNA binding. Lineage: Eukaryota; Metazoa; Arthropoda; Insecta; Coleoptera; Scarabaeidae. Gene Ontology annotation, biological process: neuron differentiation; regulation of DNA-templated transcription.
UACGUCUCGAGCUUCCGCCGACGGCCGCUUCGUCUUCUCGUCACGGUGUUCAUAUCGCGAAGGUUUGCUUCCUUUUCGAUAUUCGGUGUCUUCAAGUUAUCAUUUUGUAUACGUUGUGAAUUUGUGCUGUGCUUGAGGUAUUGAUAAUACUUUGGUCAAAUCGACAAUGAGGAGAUUUCAGUGGAGACCGGCAUCACAAUGAUGGUCGGAAUCAAAGAGAUGUGUGGCGAGGACCUGAAACGGCACCAAGGGGAACUAAAAUUAGUGGACCAACCCCGUUUAAGUGGGUUGUGCGACGGUGGCAUACCUUCAAUGAAUUCAAUAGGGACGAAUUCGAAUGAUGGGGACAAACCAUCGAAGCAAAAAAGGCACCGGACCAGGUUUACGCCGGCCCAACUCAACGAAUUGGAACGGUGCUUCUCGAAGACCCACUAUCCUGAUAUCUUUAUGAGGGAGGAAAUCGCCAUGCGAAUCGGACUGACCGAGUCUAGAGUACAGGUGUGGUUUCAAAAUAGACGGGCGAAAUGGAAGAAACGUAAGAAGACAACGAAUGUUUUUAGAACACCUGGUGCCCUUUUACCUUCGCACGGCCUUCCUCCUUUUGGAGCUAUGGGAGAUGGUUUGUGCGGCACUAGUAUGUUCAGUACGACGGAAUCUAGAUGGGGAGUUGCGGGAAUGGCUUCAGGAUUAGGACAAUUAGGACAAGGAGGUGUGUCAAUGAGUGGAUUCGGUCAGGGUCUAGGACAAUUAAACCAAAGUUCGGGGUUAAGCCCUGCAUUACCUAUCAGCACAGCGGCCGCCAGUACAGUUUACCAAGCACAUUACGGUCUCAAUUCGUUAGGUGACACCAUGAUGACGUACUGCAACAAUGCGGGUGGUGGUGGUGCGGGUGGAGGUGGAGGUCAGGUGGGGGCAUCAUCGCCGCCUCCUCAGAUCCCCUGUUCGAAUGCCGCCACCCCUCCGGUGGUGGUGGGGGCGGCUGGUGGAUCGCCCAAUGACGACGAUGGAGACAUGUGGAGGGGGCACAGCAUAGCGGCGCUUCGGCGGCGGGCCUCCGAACUAAACGCCGCCAUUCCUUCGUACCUACAGAUCAACUACGACACGCACAAUAACGCCUCCGUUUACUGAGCGCCCCCCAGUAGAGGUCGCGCGCUUCGGUGGGCGGCGUCGCAACGCCAAGGAGGACACAUCCGCGUCGUCUCUUAUUCGGCUCGUUUUUAUCCGUUUUCUUUGUUUUUAGUAACUUUUCGCUUGUAUCCCACCCACCCCCGAACUCCCUCUUCCCCCUUUCGGAUGAUGAUUCUUUUUUGUUUUGUUAUUUUCUAUUUGUUUCGUCGGUCGUUUGUUGUCUGUCUUUGCGAGUUUGAGAUUUUGUUUUGUAUUUGGCCGUCGCGCUUUUUUCAUUUUCAUGAUCGGGGGGAGGGGGAGUGAUGAGCGCAAUUGGAAAAUCGGGGAGAAGUGGCUUCUUGAGAUUUAAAAAGGAAAUAAAAGUUGAAGACGGAGUUAUUGAUAAAGAUGUUUCAACAAAAAGUAAUCAAUUAAUUUUUGAUAUAGAAUUUUCCAAAUGUGCGCAUUAAAUUAAAUGUUUUGUUCUAAUGAAAUUGCGAGAUUCCCUUUAAUGUAAAUAAUGUGUGUAGAUUAGGAAUAACGUUAAUUUCUAGUGCUCUAGAAUUUUUAAAUAAAAAUAAUAAAACUUCGUACAAGGUUUUCUCACAAAGUAUACGGUCGAACUGUAAAAAAGGUAUACCAGUUAAAUCUUCAACACAAUCUACGAUAAUGUUUACGGUCGCAAUUGACUGAUGUAUAAUUAUUAUAACUGGAUUAUAUGAUAUAUAAAAAAAAUAAUGAUACAAAAGAAAACGGUAUACGAUGUCGUGUAAUUAUUGUACAAAGAUACAUAAGUAAUUUAAUUAAACCAGAAAAAGAAAUUAAUUAAUUAUAGUUUAUGGUACCGUACUCGUGUGAUCGUCGGAUUAUUGUAAAAUUUCUUUGUGUGAACAUUAUAAAGACACUUCUAUAAAGUUGAUCCUGCGUGUUUUAGUGUAUAAAGAAGUUGUGUCGGGACGAAGAUGCAAAGAUAUAUGAUGAAGUAACGAAUGGUGUAGAUGCGAAUUAAAAAAGAAGUUUAUACUCGUUUCGUGUGCUACAACAAAAGUAUACGGUCUAGGUUUACCUCAAAUAAAAUUGAAAAAAAAAAAAUUUUUUUUCAAUGAUGAGACAUAAAUUUCAAGGUUAACCGCUAUUAUUCCGUGAUAGCUAAAGUAAUUCUCUUAAUUGUUACUAAAAUAAUUUAAUCAUGGACUUAGCGGAUAAGUAUAUAUUUAUAAUUUAUUGAUAUUGAGAUGAUGUAAGGGUAACUUUUUCAAGUCGAAUCUUAUUUCGAUUCAAGUCUGUAUUAUAUAAAUAUUACGGAAAUGAAAUGAAUAGUUAUGUUGUAUAUUGUAUAAUUAUGUGUACAAUAAAGGAAAACAUGAUGUAUAGAAGUA